Messenger RNA from Empidonax traillii (willow flycatcher), 1153 nucleotides. It is a transcript of the gene PSMC3IP, whose product is annotated as PSMC3 interacting protein. The record is from RefSeq and is a predicted model, not a curated record. Lineage: Eukaryota; Metazoa; Chordata; Aves; Passeriformes; Tyrannidae. Gene Ontology annotation, cellular component: condensed nuclear chromosome; DNA recombinase auxiliary factor complex. Gene Ontology annotation, molecular function: recombinase activator activity; double-stranded DNA binding. The transcript has 8 exons. Gene Ontology annotation, biological process: meiotic joint molecule formation; meiotic strand invasion involved in reciprocal meiotic recombination; homologous chromosome pairing at meiosis. The coding region runs from base 87 to 749 and encodes 220 amino acids.
CCGGGCCCCGUUCCCGGUUGGGCGGAGCGCGCCGGAAGUGCCGCCAGCGGCGCCAACCGGGACCGGAGCGGGGCGGGAGGAGCGGGAUGAGCAAAGGGCGCGAGGCCGCGGCGGGCGGAGGCUCCGCCUCCGCCGUCCUGCUGCGGUACCUGCGGGAGCAGAACCGUCCGUACAGCGCCCAGGACGCCUUCGGGAACCUGCAGCGGGAGCACGGGCUGGGCAAGACGGCCGUGGUGAAGGCGCUGGAGCAGCUGGCGCAGCAGGGCCGCGUUCGCGAGAAGGCCUACGGGAAGCAGAAGAUCUACUUCGCCGACCAGGAGCAGCUCCCGGCCGCCAGCGAUGCCGAGCUCCGCGGGCUGGACGGGGAGAUCGCCGCCCGCUCCGCACAGCUGCAGGCGCUGCAGCAGAGCUGCCGGCACAUGGAGGCGGAGCUCAAGGACCUGAACAGCUCCAUGACAACCCCCGAGAUGGUCAAGGAGAUCGAGGCGCUGAGGAAGGACUGUGCCAAUUACACGGAGAAACUGGAGAGGAUUAAAUCUGCCACCAACCAUGUGACUCCGGAGGAAAAGGAGAAGGUGUGCCAGGAGCAGCAGCUGUACCGCCGGGAGUGGCGCCGGAGGAAGCGGAUGGCCACCGAGCUGCUGGACGCCAUCCUGGAGGGGUACCCCAAGAGCAAGAAGCAAUUCUUCGAGGAAGUCGGGAUAGAGACGGAUGAGGAGCACGGCGUGGUGCUGCCAGCGGCCCUGUGAGGGGCUGGGGGAGCCUUUGCCCCGGGGAGAAGCUGCUGCUGUGGAGCUGUUGCUGAAACUCGGCUGUUGGGUUGUUCUGCUUCUCUUUUUGCAGGACUUUGCAGGGCUCGUCCCAUGUGUUUAAAAUUCUUUUGCAGUUGGAAGGGUGGUAGGUGGGAGAGACUUGGCACUGGCCCUCUCCUUGCAGAGGGAUGUUGUUUCUUCCUGCCCCUCAGCACAGGGAGCUGCCAAACUGGGGUCCAGUGGGGCUGAGGGGAGGUGUGGGGGCACUGGUGCUCCGGUAAGGAAAGAGAGUGAGGGACUGUCAGGGCUGCAGAGCUCCGUGUGUGAUCCAGCCCCUUCUUGCCCCGUGCCUGAGUGGUCACCCAAGAAUAUGAUCCAUUAAACACCAGAAUUUUGGUUCA